Molecule: messenger RNA, 6367 nt
Organism: Jaculus jaculus (lesser Egyptian jerboa)
Lineage: Eukaryota; Metazoa; Chordata; Mammalia; Rodentia; Dipodidae
Gene: Atg2a
Product: autophagy related 2A
Exons: 41
Coding region: 104-5896 (1930 amino acids)
Biological process (GO): piecemeal microautophagy of the nucleus; autophagosome assembly; autophagy of mitochondrion
Cellular component (GO): extrinsic component of membrane; phagophore assembly site
Molecular function (GO): phosphatidylinositol-3-phosphate binding
Source: RefSeq, a predicted model, not a curated record
AGAAGCGGCGGGGCGAGCCGGGGACUCUAGUGAACAACGCAGCCGGGCGGAGAUCCCCGGCGGGCGGCAAGCGAAAACUGCCCGGGGCCCAUCGGUCUCCGAGAUGUCACGAUGGCUUUGGCCAUGGUCGAAUUGUGUGAAAGAGCGUGUCUGCCGCUACUUGCUACACCAUUACUUGGGUCACUUCUUUCAGGAACACCUCAGCCUGGACCAGCUCAGCCUCGAUCUGUACAAGGGCAGCGUUGCUCUGCGAGAUAUCCACCUGGAGACCUGGUCUGUGAACGAGGUUCUGAGGUCAGUGGAAUCGCCACUGGAAUUGGUGGAAGGCUUCGUGAGCUCCAUUGAGGUGGCCGUGCCCUGGGCUGCGCUGCUUACUGACCACUGCACUGUGCACGUGACAGGCCUUCAGCUCACCCUGCAGCCCCGCCAGGGCCCAGGGCCAGGGGCUGCUGACUCUCAGAACUGGGCCUCAUGCAUGACUACAAGCUUGCAGCUGGCCCAAGAGUGUCUGCGUGAUGGACUGCCUGAGCCCUCAGAGCCACCGCAGCCCCUGGAGGGGCUGGAAAUGUUCGCUCAAACCAUAGAGACAGUGCUGCGGAGGAUCAAGGUGACCUUCCUGGACACUGUUGUGAGGGUGGAGCACACGCCGGGCGAUGGGGAGCAUGGCUUGGCUGUGGAGGUCCACGUGCAGAGACUGGAGUACUGUGACGAAGCCGUGAGAGACCCAAGCCAGGCACCCCCGGUGGAUGUGCAUCAGCCGCCUGCCUUCCUGCACAAGCUGCUGCAGCUGGCAGGGGUCCGCCUUCAGUUUGAGGAGCUACCCCCACAGGUGGACUCGCCAAAGCCCCCCUUGCAGAUUGGCAGCUGCUCAGGGUCCAUGGAGCUGGUGGUGAAGCUGAAGCAGAACGAGGCCUUCCCAGGCCCCAAGUUGGAGGUAGCAGGACAACUGGGCUCGCUGCACCUGCUCCUGACCCCACAGCAGCUCCAGCAACUUCAAGAACUGUUCAGCGCUGUCAGCCUUGCAGACUCAGAAGGCCUGGCUGAUAAGCUGAACAAGAGCCGCCCACUAGGCGCCGAAGACCUGUGGCUGAUUGAACAGGAUUUAAAUCAGCAGCUGCAGGCGGGUGCCGUGGCUGAGCCCCUCAGCCCGGACCCCAUCACCAAUCCCCUCCUCAACUUGGACAGCACUGACCUCUUCUUCUCCAUGGCUGGCCUCACAAGCAGUGCGACCUCUGCAGUCUCUGAGCUUUCCCUGUCUGGCAUAGACCUGGCUUCCUCUGCGCACAGUAACAUGGCCUCCCACCGGCUCUCCACCCCAGCCCACCCGGUUGGCAAAAUGGCCCCCACUCCCCUUCCAGACACCAUGCGCCCUGACUCCCUGCUGAAGAUGACCUUGGGAGGUGUGACCCUGACCUUGCUUCAGACAGCUGCCCCGUCUUCCGGAGUACCUGACCUCACCACCCAGUUUUUUGCCGAGUUUGAUGCCACCAAAGAAGGGCCCUUUGCCUCGCGGGACUUCCAUCAGCUCCGGCCACGCUUCAAGAGGGCCUGUCCUCACAGCCACGUCCGGCUCACGGGUACCUCUGUGCAACUGUCCUGGGAGUUGCGGACAGGCAGGCGCGGCCAGCGGACCAGCAGCACAGAGGUGCAUUUCGGGCAGCUGGAGGUGCUGGAGUGUCUGUGGCCCAGAAGUGCCUCGGAGCCUGAGUACACAGAGAUUCUGAGUUUUCCCAGCAACCUGGGCUCCCAAGCCUCGGCUCGGCCCUGUGCCCACUUGCGUCACACACAGACUCAGCGUCGGGUACCCAAGAGCCGGCCCCGGCGCUCUGUCACCUGCUAUUGCCACUCAGAACUAUCCCUGGACCUGGCAGACUUCCAAGCAGACGUGGAGCUGGGGUCCCUGGACCGCCUUACUGCCCUCCUGCACCAGGCUACCCUACCCCCUGAGCCACCCACUGGCCUGCUAACAGAACCCCCUGUGGCCACUGAGCAACAGACAGUGUUUCAGCUCUCAGCGCCUCGGGCCACAUUGAGGCUGCGCUUUCCCAUCGCAGACCUACGGCCUGAGCGGGACCCCUGGGCCGGCAGGGCUGUGCGGGCCGAGCAGCUACGGCUGGAACUGAGUGAGCCUCAGUUCCGCUCAGAGCUUAGCAGUGGGCCUGGUCCUCCAACCCCUACCCGCUUGGAACUCACUUGCUCCGACCUGCAUGGAAUCUAUGAAGAUGGGGAGAAGCCGCCUGUCCCCUGCCUACGUGUUUCCAAAGCUCUGGACCCCAAAAGCACGGGUCGCAAGUAUUUUCUGCCUCAGGUAGUGGUCACCUUGAACCCCAAGUCCAGGAGUGCACAGUGGGAGACUACCCCAGAGAAGGGCGAAGAUCUUGAGCUAUCGACUGAGAGUCCAUGUGAGCUGCGGGAACCUGAGCCCUCGCCCUUCUCCUCCAAGAGGACUAUGUACGAGACGGAGGAGAUGGUCAUCCCCGGAGACCCUGAGGAGAUGAGGACAUUCCAGAGCCGGACCCUGGCGCUGUCCCGCUGCAGCCUAGAUGUGACCCUGCCCAGUGCCCACAUCUUUCUGCCCAGCAAGGAAGUCUACGAAAGCAUCUACAACAGGAUCAACAAUGACCUGCUCAUGUGGGAGCCUGCAGACCUGCUUCCCACGCCCGCUGCUGCGCCUCAACCCCCUGGUCUCCCGGGCUCAACGGGGUUCAAGAUGUGCAAGUCGGCCUUCAAGAUAGCCCAGCCGACUUGUUCCGCCUUAGACUCUGACUCGGAUGAUGAAGACGCUCAGUUCUUCUCCGUGGGGGCAUCGGGUGCUCCCCGGCCCCCCGCCCCCGUGCCCUCAGGCCGUCAUUCCCAGAGUACCUUCUCUACACUGGUGACAGUGCUAAAGGGUCGGAUCACAGCACUCUGUGAGGCCAAGGACGAAUCUAGUAGGAGGUUGGAGUUUGCACAUGGGGAGCUGGUGCUGGACGUGGAGCAGGGUACCAUCUUUAGUGUCUCCCAGUACCGUGGUCAGCCGGGGCUUGGCUACUUCUGCCUGGAAGCCGAAAAGGCGACGCUCUACCACCGAGCUGCCAUGGAUGACUACCUCCUGCCCACUCACCUGGAUCUGCCCAGCUCUUCUCCCCCGGCCCAGCUGGCCCCAACCAUCUACCCAUCAGAGGAAGGGGUGGCUGAACGAGCCUCUGCCCGCAAGGGCCAGGGCCCGGGACCUCCCAUGCUGUCUGCGGCGGUGCGCAUCCACCUAGACCCCCACAAGAAUGUCAAGGAGUUCUUGGUGACAAUACGGCUCCACAAAGCCACUCUACGCCACUACAUGGCCUUGCCUGAACAGAGCUGGCAUUCCCAGCUGUUGGACUUCUUGGAUGUGCUGGAUGACCCCGUGCUUGGCUACCUGCCCCCAACAGUCAUCACCGUUCUGCACACACACCUCUUCUCCUGCGCUGUGGACUACAGGCCCCUCUACCUCCCUGUGCGUGUCCUUGUCACCGCCGAGACCUUCACCCUCUCCAGCAACAUUGUCAUGGACACAUCUACCUUCGUGCUCAGGUUCAUCCUUGACGACUCUGCCCUGUACCUGUCCGACAAGUGUGAGACGGAGACCCUGGAUGUGCGGCGAGACUACAUCUGUGUCCUGGAUGUUGACCUCCUAGAGCUUGUGAUCAAAACCUGGAAAGGGAGCACUGAGGGCAAACUGAGCCAGCCGCUGUUUGAGCUGCGCUGCUCCAACAACGUGGUACAUGUACACAGCUGUGCUGACUCCUGCGCUCUGCUGGCCAACCUGCUCCAGUACGUCACCAGCGCGGGUGAUCUGCACCCCCCACCCCGGCCCCCCAGCCCCACGGAGAUCGCCGGCCAGAAGCUCUCUGAGAGCCCCGCCUCCCUGCCCUUGUGCCCACCAGUGGAGACAGCCCUCAUCAACCAGCGGGACCUCACGGACGCCCUCCUGGACACCGAGCGCAGCCUGUGGGAACUGGCUCAGUCCUCAGGUGGUCUCCUCCCUCAGGCAUCGCCUGUCUCUGUCUACCUGUUUCCAGGUGAACGGAGUGGGGCCCAGGCCCCGGCCCCCCCUCCUGGGGCCCCUUCUGACAACUUAGGGUGCCGCUCUGAAGUAAAGGAAAAUGAAAGGGAAGAAGAGAGGGAUGGAGACACCCUGGACAGUGAUGAAUUCUGCAUCCUUGACGCCCCUGGUCUGGGCAUCCCGCCCCGAGAUGGGGAGCCCGUGGUGACACAGCUGCAUCCAGGCCCCAUCGUCAUACAGGAUGGACACUUCUCCCGGCCACUGGGCAGCACAGAUCUCCUGAGGGCACCCGCCCACUUCCCAGUGCCCAGCAGCCGUGUGGUGCUGCGGGAAGUCUCUCUCAUAUGGCACCUCUAUGGGGGCCGAGACUUUGGCCCCCACCCCUCCCACAGGACAAGAGCUGGCUUCACAGGCCCCAGGAGCUCCCCUUCCCGCAGCUCUGGCCCCAACAGGCCCCAGAACUCCUGGCGCACACAGGGCGGCAGUGGGCGACAGCACCAUGUCCUCAUGGAGAUCCAGCUCAGCAAGGUGAGCUUCCAGCAUGAAGUCUACCCAGAAGAGCCAGCCACGGGCACGGCCCCUGGCCAGGAGCUGGAGGAGCGGCCUCUGUCCCGCCAGGUGCUCAUCGUCCAGGAGCUCGAGAUCCGUGACCGCCUGGCCACCUCCAAGAUCAACAAGUUCCUGCACCUGCACACGAGCGAGCGGCUGCCACGGCGCACGCAUUCCAACAUGCUCACCAUCAAGGCACUGCAUGUGGCCCCCACCAGCAGCCUGGGUGGCCCUGAGUGCUGUCUUCGAGUCUCGCUGAUGCCUCUGCGGCUCAACGUGGACCAGGAUGCCCUCUUCUUUCUCAAGGACUUUUUCACCAGCCUGGCCGCUGGCAUCAACCCCAUGAUCUCAGGGGAUGCCUCCACUGAGGCUUGCCCUGAGAUGCAAGGCCAGCCCAGCAACCCCCAAGAAGGGCAGUCUGAAGGCACAGAGACAACAAGCAGUCUACAGGAAGCCCCAGGUGGCAGCCACAGCUCCUCUGACCAGCAGCCCAUCUACUUCAGGGAGUUCCGCUUCACAUCAGAGGUGCCCAUCUGUCUGGAUUACCACGGCAAGCAUGUCACCAUGGACCAAGUGGGCACAUUCACUGGCCUCUUCAUCGGCCUGGCCCAGCUCAACUGCUCCGAGCUGAAGCUCAAGCGGCUCUGCUGCCGGCAUGGGCUCCUGGGUGUGGACAAGGUGCUGGGCUAUGCCCUCAAUGAGUGGCUGCAAGAUAUCCGCAAGAACCAGCUGCCUGGGCUGCUCGGUGGCGUGGGCCCCAUGCACUCAGUUGUCCAGCUCUUCCAAGGGUUCCGGGACCUGCUGUGGCUGCCCAUUGAGCAGUAUAGGAAGGAUGGGCGCCUCAUGCGGGGGCUGCAGCGUGGGGCUGCCUCCUUCGGCUCGUCCACAGCCUCUGCUGCCCUGGAACUGAGCAACCGGGUCGUACAGGCCAUCCAGGCCACAGCUGAAACAGUGUAUGACAUUCUGUCCCCGGCGGCUCCCAUCUCCCGCUCACUGCAAGACAAGCGAUCUUCUCGGAGGCUGCGCAGAGGUCAGCAGCCAGCUGACCUCCGGGAAGGCAUGGCCAAAGCUUAUGAUGCUGUUCGAGAGGGCAUCCUGGACACAGCUCAGACCAUCUGUGAUGUGGCAUCACGGGGCCAUGAGCAGAAGGGACUGACAGGUGCCGUCGGAGGUGUGAUCCGACAGUUGCCCCCAACAGUGGUGAAGCCCAUAAUCGUCGCCUCAGAGGCCACAUCCAAUGUGCUUGGAGGCAUGCGCAACCAGAUCCUACCCGAUGCCCAUAAGGACCAUGCUCUCAAGUGGCGCUCAGAGGAGGCCCAGGACUAACUGGGCACCCCUCUAGGGGGUGCUGCCCAACCACCCUCUCAGUCUGCCCACUGUGGCCAGCUAGCCCCAGUGGAUGCUGCCUGCCCCCCUGUUUCCUGAGAUCUACGACCCAUUGCCAGGCCACCGGGUCCUUCAGGGGAUGGCACUAUGAAGGACACCGGCCUGGCAUGUCUGCUGCCAAUCUGCCGUGAGAGUGGAGCCUCCCGGCCUUGGGGCCUCAGCCCUGUCUGUGCACUUUUCCUCUGGGGAGAAAGGACACUGCCCUUCUCCACCACCUGGACCCCUACUGCUGCCUUGUCCAAGGAUGAGGAUGGAGGCUUCUGGACCCUCGGACCCCACUCAGCCAAGUGACUCUCCGUGUUUCAUGGGGAGGUGGGGGACAGAUGCCUUGUGGGUCAGUGUAUUAUUUUUAAGCUUCCCAAGUGUGUGGGUCAGUGUCUGCAUGAAGUGGAAUAAACUUGCCCACUCACA